AUGCUCUCGAUUGUGCAGCACGAUAUAUAUUUUGCUUCCAACAAGGGGAAAAUUAUGCGACGACGGACGGCAGUUCCAGUGUAUGAGUUCGUACCACAGAUUGUAGAUUUGCACGCCGAGGACGAUUCGGACCAUGAAAACCAAGCAAGAAAUCCUUUUUCAACCGUGGAACCUAAUCUAGAAUCCGGAAUGUCAGUCAGAUGUUCUCCUUACGAUGAACACCAAGCUGUGUGUGCGAAGACGAAAAGAACAUAUGAGAGUCGCGUCAAUGUUCUAAGCCAUCAAGUUUCGGACUUAAAGAAGCACUGCAAGGGUCUCGAAAGCGUUAUCAAGCGACAGGAACAUGUGAUUGAUAAGCAGAAGACAACUUCUGAUCUCGCACUCGAUGCACUGAAUCGAACGUUCAAUUCCGACCAAGUAGAUAUGUUGCUGUAUAUGAAAAUGCAUCCGAAGCAGUGGAGUGACAAAACAAUUACAGAGAGCCUGAAGACCAAAUUUGUUUGUGGCACGAGAGGAUACGAGCAUCAGCGGAAUAAAUAUCCGAUUCCUUCAGAACGAACUCUCCAGCGAAGGAUGGAGGACUUGGACUUCAGUACUGGAAUACUAGAUGAUGUUCUAGAGCUUUUGCAGCUUAAACUGAAUACAAUGAACUCUGACGAUCUUGACUGUGGGCUAGUAUUUGAUGAAAUGUCCAUCGAAGAAGCAAAGAGCUUUUGUAUUGCGGACAGCAUGUUCUAUGGCGAUGUUACUAUUCCAGGUCAGAACGGAAUCGCUAGCAAUGGUCUCGUUUUCAUGUUGGUAGGGAUCAGAAGCAGAUGGAAGCAAACUGUCGGCUAUCAUUUUACGGGUAAUAGUAUUCCGGAACAUGAGCUGAAGGGAAUAGCAUUCGAAAUUAUCUGUAAAGUAGAAUCAUUCGGCUGUAGAGUUCACUUUCUAACUUCGGAUUGUGGUCCGAAUAAUAAAAAAUUGUGGAAUAGCUUAAAUCUCAAGUUCCAUAAGAAUGAUGUUAUGGAAAGUGAUGCCAUCGAGCAUCCAAUGGAUCCGCUGAGGAAAUUGGAAGUUAUGCCGGACGUCGUCCAUGUUUUCAAGUCAGCAGUACAAGGAUGGCUGAAGAACGAAGUGUUGUGGCUUCCACUUGAUAUCGUUGAAUCGAACGGAUUCUGUACAAACCAGAUCAACAUCCAGCAUCUGACGGACCUGGUUUAUUAUGGACAUCAGAAUGCACUCAAAGUUGCACAUAACCUGAAGCUAGCAGACGUUGAAUUUAAAAAAGAAAAAGAGCAACUUUGA
Molecule: messenger RNA, 1290 nt
Organism: Ochlerotatus camptorhynchus
Lineage: Eukaryota; Metazoa; Arthropoda; Insecta; Diptera; Culicidae
Exons: 3
Coding region: 1-1290 (429 amino acids)
Source: RefSeq, a predicted model, not a curated record